Messenger RNA from Lotus japonicus, 1455 nucleotides. Its product is annotated as S-adenosylmethionine carrier 1, chloroplastic/mitochondrial. The transcript has 14 exons. Gene Ontology annotation, molecular function: S-adenosyl-L-methionine transmembrane transporter activity. NCBI's taxonomy places the organism in Eukaryota, Viridiplantae, Streptophyta, Magnoliopsida, Fabales, Fabaceae. Bases 270 to 1250 code for a protein of 326 amino acids. Gene Ontology annotation, cellular component: mitochondrial inner membrane. The record is from RefSeq and is a predicted model, not a curated record. Gene Ontology annotation, biological process: transmembrane transport.
AAUACACAAAAAUAGGAACACAUAAACUAACUUGAUUGACAUUUCACACAAUCAAAGACCGCAUUAGUUUAACCUUGCAAGUUGCAAGCAAGAAGUAGGGCGGGUAGGUAGUUCAUGUAAUUGGUGCUGCGCAAUCUUCCGCAGCGUUUUAUCCGUGACUCUCAUCUCUUCCGCUUCCACCACUCCGUUCACUUCACCGAUAACCGCUCUCUUUCUCUCUUCUCUUCAGAGCACAUUGCAAACAGUGGCGGUGCCGCCGUUGGACCUUGAUGGGUCCCCUUUCGCUGUCCGUCAUGCUGCAGGACUCUGCCAUUUCAUCACCAGAUGCUUGUACUAAGAGAAAACAGAACAUGCUUCUGAGAAAUUCUUUUGCAUCAGUUACCAUUGGAGAGGAGAAGCCCUUUGACUUCUUACGCACUUUAUUUGAGGGUGUUAUUGCUGGAGGUACAGCUGGAGUUGUUGUUGAAACAGCUUUAUACCCAAUUGACACUAUAAAAACACGUCUACAGGCUGCUCGUGGAGGAGAAAAACUAUUAUUGAAAGGGCUUUAUUCUGGAUUGGCAGGGAACCUUGUUGGCGUCUUACCGGCGUCUGCUCUAUUUGUUGGAGUUUAUGAACCCAUGAAACAGAAAUUGCUGAGGAUAUUUCCUGAAAAUCUGAGUGCUUUUGCUCAUUUAACCGCAGGUGCCAUAGGGGGCAUUGCCGCUUCAUUGGUUCGUGUCCCGACUGAGGUUGUUAAGCAACGAAUGCAAACUGGGCAGUUUGCUUCAGCUUCUGGUGCUGUUCGAUUUAUUGCUGCUAAGGAGGGCUUUAAAGGAUUUUAUGCCGGGUAUCGGUCGUUUUUAUUGCGGGAUUUGCCUUUUGAUGCCAUUCAGUUUUGCAUCUAUGAGCAGAUUCGAUUAGGUUAUAUGCUUGCGGCACGAAGAAAUCUGAAUGAUCCAGAAAAUGCAGUUAUUGGUGCAUUUGCAGGUGCACUAACUGGAGCUAUAACUACCCCCCUUGAUGUCAUCAAGACAAGGUUAAUGGUUCAGGGAUCUGCAAACCAGUAUAAGGGAAUCGUUGAUUGUGUUCAAACCAUUAUGAAGGAAGAGGGACCUCGUGCCUUUCUGAAGGGCAUUGGGCCAAGGGUACUAUGGAUAGGCAUAGGUGGUUCAAUAUUCUUUGGUGUCCUUGAGAGUUCAAAACGUUUUCUUGUGGAGAGGCGUCCUACACUAGCUCAGCACUCAAAGUCAGAAAGAAACAAAGAUUAAGAAGUUUUGUCCUAGUUUUUUUUUUUUCACUUUCCUCUUUGUGCCUCUUCUCGCUAGUGCAUUUUUUUAUUUAAAUAUAUACUUUUUUCGUAUCAAGUUUUCAAUUUUAAGUGUUGGGACCAAGAUUGUAUCUGAUAAGUUCCCUUCCUGCUUUUCAUAAAAAAAGUUCCCUUCCUGGUUGUUCGGGGGCUGUAAUUUUGCUCAA